CUGAGAGCACAGUCUGAGAAGCAGAGAGAAGACAAAUCACGGAGAUACUGUAUUUAGUAUCCUUUUCUUUGAUUUACAGACUUUUUUGUUAGUUCUCGUCACUUUGGAGUUAUACAUAAUUUCCUCCAGCUUUUUGGAUUGUUUUAUUUGCUUUCUGUCUUAAUCUUCUCUUCUAUGGUCUUCUGUAAAAUGUCGGACAGAACAAUGGCGCGGCAAGUACUGCUGUUUAUUUGGUUUCUCUCUCUCAGUUCGGCUCUCGGGCAGGUCAGUUACUCCAUUCCUGAGGAAAUGGCCAAAGGCUCUUUAGUAGGGAACAUAGCGCAAGAUUUGGGUUUAGAUUUAAAGAGACUGAAAUCGGGUAAAGCGCGUAUUUUUACAGGCGACAGCGCUGAAUACAUCGAGCUGAAUAAAGAAAGAGGGAUCCUCCUUAUCAAAGAGAGAAUAGACCGAGAGUCGCUAUGCGGACAGACAACGCCUUGCGCGCUACAUUUUCAGAUUAUUCUUGAAAACCCAAUGGAAUUUUACUCAGUUACAAUCGAAGUUACAGAUAUAAAUGACCAUUCGCCAUCUUUUAAACGAGCUGAGAUGAAAUUCAGAAUUAGUGAGUCAGCUGCAACUGGGGCAGUUUUUGUUUUAGAGAGAGCGAUGGAUUUAGACGUCGGAAUAAACGGCCUUCAGACUUAUAUAUUAAAGGCUACUGAUAAUUUUUCUUUAAAAUUACAAAGUCAGGCAGACGGUAGUAAGCUAGUAGAAAUGGUUCUUCUAAAACCUCUCGAUCGUGAAAAGCAAGACCAUUUGUCUUUGGUUCUGACAGCGAUAGAUGGAGGUGAUCCACAAUUGUCUGGUACUGCGCAGAUACUUAUUACUGUUUUAGAUGCUAACGAUAAUGCGCCUGUUUUUACUCAUAAAACAUAUAAAGCGAGUAUCACCGAGAAUGCUUUUAAAGACACAGUUGUGACGAUUGUGAGCGCUUCUGAUUUGGAUGAGGGAUCUUACGGCAAAAUUACGUAUGCUAUUACAAAUACCCUCGACAAUGUUCCGGAGUUGUUUGAAAUUAACGAAACAAACGGUGAGAUGAGAGUAACGGGCAAUAUAGAUUACGAGAAAGCUCGCCACUAUCAAAUUCAUGUGCAGGCCAGCGAUGACGGGGGUCUGACUGAUUCUUGUAAAAUCGAUGUGGAUGUGAUUGAUAUAAAUGACAAUAAACCACAGAUCAACAUAAUGUCUAAAUUAACCACAAUAUCAGAAAACUCUAAUCCUGGAACUGUUGUAACAAUGAUAAAUGCACAAGACCCAGAUGCAGAAGAAAACGGUAAAAUUUUGUGUUCAGUUAAUGAGAACAUUCCCUUUACUCUGAAGUCGACAAAUACCAAUUUCUUCAGUUUAGUCACAGAUGGUGAUUUAGACCGAGAGCGCGAGUCUGAGUAUAACAUCAGUAUGACGUGCGCUGAUGAGGGCGUGCCCUCUCUCUCCAGCAGGGCAGACCUUGCAGUGAGAGCAUCAUUAGUCUGGACAGCAGUGGAACACAGACACUCACGCAUGCGCAAAGGGAGACACUGA
Sinocyclocheilus anshuiensis is the source of this 1560-nucleotide messenger RNA. RefSeq names its product protocadherin beta-16-like. The transcript has a single exon. Gene Ontology annotation, cellular component: plasma membrane. Bases 175 to 1560 code for a protein of 461 amino acids. Lineage: Eukaryota; Metazoa; Chordata; Actinopteri; Cypriniformes; Cyprinidae. Gene Ontology annotation, biological process: homophilic cell-cell adhesion. Gene Ontology annotation, molecular function: calcium ion binding. The record is from RefSeq and is a predicted model, not a curated record.